This is a messenger RNA of Ceratotherium simum simum (southern white rhinoceros), 1994 nucleotides long. NCBI's taxonomy places the organism in Eukaryota, Metazoa, Chordata, Mammalia, Perissodactyla, Rhinocerotidae. The record is from RefSeq and is a predicted model, not a curated record.
AUGGAAUCCAAACUGCAAGUGGAAGGGACCGAAGCCUCAGUCCCAGAGGGUCCUGUUGUCAGGGACAUCUGUGAGAGCGAAUAUCCAAGUGGGCCUGCCUCUCUGGGAGUCAUCAACUCACUGCACGUCAAGCCCCCGAAUGAGGACAACCUGGGGGCCAGCAAUAGUGACAGCUUGUCGUUUUCCAAUUUCACUGGCUCCAAGGAUGACAGCGGGACCUGCCAGUGCUCCGUUAUCCUGCCGGACACCACCUUUCCUGUAGAGAGAGUGGAACGCUUGGAAUACACAGCUAACAUUCUCUCCGGGAAGUUCAAGACAGAGCUUUCUAAAGUGAAGGAGUAUGUCCAUUUAAUCAGUGUGUAUGAAGAGAAACUCAUAAACCUAACUGUCCGAGUAGAGAUCAUGGAAAAGGAUACCAUUUCUUACACUGAACUGGACUUCGAGCUGAUCAAGAUAGAAGUGAAGGAGAUGCAGAAACUGAUCAUACGGUUGAAGGAGAGUUUUGUUGGAAGCUCAGAAAUUGUUAACCAGCUGGAAGUGGAGAUAAGGAAUUUGACUCUUGUGGUAGAGAAACUGGAGACGCUAGACAAAAACAAUGUCCUUGCCAUUCGCCGAGAAAUCGUGGCUCUGAAGUCCAGGCUAAAAGAAUGUGAAGCCUCUAAAGAAAAUGUUCCUGCCACCGUCCCUCCUCCUGCUCCUGGGAGCUGUAGUCAUGGUGGUGUGGUGAACAUCAGCAGACCGGCCAUAGUUCAGCUCAACUGGAGAGGGUUCUCCUACAAGUAUGGUGCCUGGGGUCGGGAUUACUCUCCUGAAAAUCCAGAGAAAGGGCUGUAUUGGGUGGCACCUUUGAAUACAGAUGGGAAACUCUUGGAAUAUUACAGACUGUACAACACACUAGAAGAUUUGCUAUUGUACACAAAUGCCCGAGAGUAUCGGAUUGCAUAUGGCCAAGGCGGUGGUACAGCAGUUUACAAAAACAACAUGUAUGUCAACUGGUACAACACUGGGAACAUUGCCAAAGUUAACCUGACCACCAACAAGGUUGCUGUGACUCAAACUCUCCCGGAUGCUGCCUAUAAUAACCGCUUUUCAUAUGCUAAUGUUAAUUGGCAAGACAUUGACUUGGCUGUGGAUGAAAAUGGAUUGUGGGUGAUUUAUGCAACUGAAGCCAGCACUGGUAACAUGGUGAUUAGUAAACUCAAUGAGACCUCACUUGUGGUGCUAAACACUUGGCACACCAAGCAGUAUAAACCAUCUGUUUCUAAUGCCUUCAUGGUAUGUGGGGUUCUGUACGCUACUCGUACUGUGAACACCAAAACAGAAGAGAUUUUCUACUACUAUGACACACACACAGGGAAAGAGGGCACACUAGACAUUACAAUGCAUAAGAUGCAAGAAAAAGUGCAAAGCAUUAACUAUCACCCUUUUGACCAGAAACUUUUUGUCUAUAAUGAUGGUUACCUUCUGAAUUAUGAUGUUUUCUUCAAAUAGGAAUCCCAGCAAGAUGUUUAGGUGUUAGGGUGAGAGCUAAAUAAAAUGUUUAUUGAAAAAAUGGUCUUCUCCACUUAUUUAGAUAUCUGCAGGGGGAUCCAGGAGUAUAUUUGCUUAGUAGUAAUAUUUGGGUGCAUAGCUCUACCACACUAGAGACUUAGGAUAUUUGCCCUGAUUUGAUGAGUUCUCUUGGAAGCCAUCUGCCUCCAAGGAUGCAUUUCCCUUCUGAAAUAAGGUCCUUCCAGGGGAGUGAGAUUAUCAGAGGUCUAGGGGCUUUAUGAGUCCAAGGAAGCCAUCAGUGAAGUGACAUUUGGAAAUUAAGGAACUUAAAGAGAACUCUGUAUGGCUUCUGGGGAUUCUUUGUAUGGGAGAGAGGGCUUAAUGGCCAGUUCUCCUCCAUGUAGCCCUGCUAAUUCUUCCAUACCUGAAAGAAACCUGGGGCUUAAUCAGGCAGGUUAAUAUCUGAAGCUCCAUGAGGGAACAAAUCGCCAAUUCUGUUUUUC